AUGAAGGGCUGGUUUGCUUCCUGGCUUGGUAAAGAAAGUUCAACUACAGCAGUAGAAGAAGAAGAAGAAGUGGUUAAUAACAACAACACUAAAUACAAUCGACCAAAAUUUGAAUCAAAUUCUACAACCAUGGAAACUUCCAAGUCGACACCAUCAGAUAGAAUAAAAGAGCUAGUCUGUCUGGAUCAACCACUAAGUGAAAUUAUAUCUAAUCACCCAGAAGCAUCUCGGAGUAAGGUGAUGCAAACGUGUCAAGAGAUUCUACAGACUAAUGGUGAAGAUGAGACAGCAAAUCAAUUGGUGCAAAGAAAAGUAAUUGCCUAUCAACUACUACAUCAUAAUGAUAAUCCCGUACCAGACAUAAAAAUAAACUCGCUGACUCAAGAUAAAGUCCAAACUGUCAUCACAAGACUAAGAGAAACAGGCAUGGACAAUGCAACAAUUGAAAAGAUUUGUUCAAAAUCAAAUUUCGAUUCUGAUGUUAAAAAAACAAAUUUGCCUACUCCACCAUUAGAUAUUGAGCCAGAGAGCGCGGAUCCUGCCGUUUUGGUACAUCGCAAGAAAUGGGUACAGCCGAAAUGGACGCCAAAAGAGGACAAGAUCUUAUGGACUAAAAGAAUAAAACAAGGAUUGGACUGGGACGACAUUUUACCAUUUCUAAAUCAGCGUUCGGUAUGUGCAUGUGAGCAUAGAAUUAACCAGGGCCCGCCUAAUGUUAACACUCAAGAGUCCAACUUGGAGGAGGAACUUGAAGACAAGGAACAAGAACUGAGCUCCUUACCUUGGACCAAAGAAGAGGAUGAUUUAUUAUGGGAACUAAAAACAGAACGAAAACUUGCAUGGAGUCAAAUCUACCCGCAUUUCAAUCAUCGCAAAAUGAGCGCAUGCCAAACUAGAUUCUACCGCAUUCUUCCACGAUCAAUGAAAAAACAAGCACAUAUUAGUGGCUCAUCAAACAGAGAAGCAAGAACGACGACCAAGUUCUCACGAGUAUCAUCUAAUAGAAUACACAAUCCACCUGCAAAAGAAAGUUUGGUGGGAAAAAAAUGGACAGCAGAGGACGAGGCUUUGUUGUGGGAGGAAAAGAUUGACAAAAAACAAGGCUGGGACCGCUUGUUGGCAUUGUUUCCAAAGAGAAAUGAAGCUGGACUUAAAGCAAAGCUAUGGGAGCUAAAAAAGCGAUAUAAUUAUGGUGCUCCCAAAUCAAGUGGCUCUUCUAAAAACUCAACGAAAAUUUUGUCUGUGCCAAAAAGUGAAAAAGCCAAAAAACCCAGCAAGCAAUCUGACUCUGAGCCCAAGGAGGAGGAGAAGUUGCGCGAUUGUAUUGAGGUUGACCUCACAAGCACGAAUUUGACAUACUCAUUCCCAAACUACGAGAUCAAAGAGAUAUGCACCCUUAUUGCAAAUCAUCCAGAUUUUGUUGAGAAUAUGUUGACGCUUGGUGAAAAGAGCUUAAUGACCGAGCAAGUGCGUCGUGGCGUUGUAGUUGAGAAGAUAUAUUCAGAUUACCCAUUGAGAUCGAAAUCUUUUGUUGAUUCAAAAUACAAGGAGAUUGCUUAUGCCAGCCUGAGGAAAGUCACUUUUAAAACUCAAGAGGAACGAUUGUUGUAUGAAGCUGGUAUGGCAUGUCUUGGAACUGGCUCAUCUAGAAGGAGCACGAGGAGGAGUGCGGGCAGUGAUGUCGAUUUUGAUAAACUCGAAGAAUUGGGACAACGAGCAAGUAAGAUUCAUCCAGCUCCCAAGCAUAAAGUCGAUCCGGAAAUUGCAGCUGCUAGAGCUAAAGCAGUGUUGGAAGCGAAGGAAAGAAAGAAAGCUGAGAGGAGACGCUUGCGAGAAUUGGCCAUGGCCAGGAGAUUAGCUAAUCCGGAUGCCUUUCCAAAGAAAGAUCCAUCUCCACUAAUAAAUCUCAAUCUCAUUAAGCAAUUGAAUGAAAGUGCUGAAUAUUUUCAAACGGUGACUGGUGAUAGACAAAAAGUUCAAGAUGGCGCUAAGCGGAAACGUACUCAAACAGUUAUCUUCUCCCCAGUUGUUGAAGUAAAAUUGAAAACUAGAGCUCGUCAAGCUCAAAAGAGGGAAUUGCAAAGGAAAUUAAAAGAAGAAGCUAGAUUAAAAAGGGCAUUGCAGAAAAAAUCAAAACAAUCAUCAUCAAGGAAGAAAAGAAAACUAAACAAGAAAGGUAGACGUAGUUUUGAUGAUGAGUAUGAUGAGUUUAGUGAUUUCGAUUUACGCAGUGUGGAGCCAGAAUCUCAACCAGAGGAAGAAGAAGAUCACAUCAGUCCGUUUGACCCACCAGACAUUAAUGCAGAUACAUUGGUGCCCUUGAAUGGUCGCCAUUUGUUUUUUGCAUCCGUCUAUGACCAAGAGGAGGAUGUUAUUUUGCCGGAUGUGAAAUUUAGACAUUUACAAGAUGGUGAAACAGCAAAGCAAGCCAUGACAACCAAUGACGACACAAUUUUAUACGAUGAUGAGCUUGCUGCUGAUGUUGUUGGCUCGCAUAGAAAAUACUAUCGUGAUAUGCCAAUCUCGUUUCCUCAAUAUUCAACCGUGCCAGCUACUGCAACCAAUCGAGACGCCAGCAUAAAUUAUGCUAAUAGCGUCAAGAUUCGAUUCUUGUUGUACCCACAACACUGUGAACUGUUUGUGCUUGCUGAGCCAAAGGAUAAUGAAUUGGACCCGGUGCAUGAAAUAAUCAAGGUAUUUAUGAUUCAUUAUGCAUUAUAUUUUGACCACUCCCUGUUGAUCAAAAACUAUAUAAAUGAAUUGUGUCACAAGUUGGAACUGGCGAUUGAAGCUAAUGAUUUUAGUGAAUUUAUUUACGUUAUCGAUACUUGGAACAUGUUGAUGUUGGAAUUGUCACCCAAUGACGCGGCAGUUGCCGAGAUUGCUAAAGAUGGACAAGACAUCAAUGCUGGUGCAAGGUCAUUACUCAAUGAAUUGGAAAUCAGGCAAGUUCGCAAUGAAGACUUAAACUUGGAAAUGUUUUAUAAUGAGAUUUGUAUCGAAUCGAUUAGUCCUGUUUACGAACCGGUUCAAGGUGCAGUUGAAAUUAUUGAAGAUGAUGAAGAUGCCGACAUUUCCAUUGGCAAGAUUGAACCACCACAAUCCAAGUCCCCACCACAAGAGAACCAAUCACAACAAAAAUGCAUCAAACCAUCUCAAUACAAUUCCGAUUUUUAUAAACGAUUACGGAAAAAGACUUCAUUAUCUCGAUACGCAAUCCAACAAAUCCUCGUUCGUGUUUACUCUCGCGUCGUUUCCACUGAUUCAAGGAAAUUGCGUUCCUACAAAGCAUUUACUGCUGAAGUCUAUGGAGAAUUGUUGCCAUCAUUCACAAGUGAAGUUUUGGAAAAGGUGCAAUUGAAACCAACGCAAAAAUUCUACGACUUGGGAUCAGGUGUUGGAAACACUACAUUACAAGCAGCAUUGGAGUUUGGAGCUUGUUGUUCAGGCGGAUGUGAAAUUAUGGACCAUGCUUCGAAACUAACUACAUUGCAAGCAAAUUUAGUUCAAAAGCAUUUGGCAGUGUUUGGAUUAUCACCAUUGAAUUUGAGGUUUGCAUUGAAACAAUCAUUUGUCAAUAAUGAACAAGUACGUCAAGAUUGUCUUGCUUCUGAUGUGCUUAUAAUCAAUAACUAUUUAUUUGAUGGCGAAUUGAAUAAUGUGGUGGGGAAAUUGCUCUAUGGUAUAAAGCCAGGCACCAAGAUUAUCAGUUUGAGAAAUUUUAUUAGUCCUCGGUACAGAGCCACUUUUGACACAGCAUUUGAUUUCUUUUCCGUGGAGAAACAUGAAAUGAGUGAUAUCAUGUCGGUUAGUUGGACAGCAAAUAAAGUGCCGUACUAUAUCUCAACGGUGGAGGAGACGAUUAGACCCGAGUAUUUGGGUAGAGAUGAGUUUUUGGGAGGAUUGUUGUUGCAAGCGGGUGGCAUGUUGUCGAAAUCUUCGAGUCCAGCAGCAAUUGAGAGCGGGGGCGUUAAUGCCACUGCCACCAAAGUUGGUGCGAUUGUUGCAAGUGAUGAAGUUGAUGAAGAUGAUGGAAGCGAGAGUGUACGUGGCAUUGGUGAUGGUGAUGGCGAUGGUGAUGGCGAUGGUGAUGGCAACGCAAAUGGAGGUGAGCUGACACCACCAACGGAUCACAAUUCUGAACCUGAAAAUGAUAAACAAUGA
Messenger RNA from Lodderomyces parapsilosis, 4164 nucleotides. It is a transcript of the gene DOT1, whose product is annotated as histone methyltransferase. Gene Ontology annotation, cellular component: nucleus. Gene Ontology annotation, biological process: regulation of transcription regulatory region DNA binding; DNA damage checkpoint signaling; DNA repair. Gene Ontology annotation, molecular function: histone H3K79 methyltransferase activity. The transcript has a single exon. NCBI's taxonomy places the organism in Eukaryota, Fungi, Ascomycota, Pichiomycetes, Serinales, Debaryomycetaceae. The record is from RefSeq and is a predicted model, not a curated record. Bases 1 to 4164 code for a protein of 1387 amino acids.